Molecule: messenger RNA, 1485 nt
Organism: Cynara cardunculus var. scolymus (artichoke)
Lineage: Eukaryota; Viridiplantae; Streptophyta; Magnoliopsida; Asterales; Asteraceae
Exons: 6
Coding region: 103-1440 (445 amino acids)
Biological process (GO): lipid catabolic process
Source: RefSeq, a predicted model, not a curated record
AUUUUUUUCGAAAUAUGGUUUCUCUCUCCAUAUCCAUUAUUAUUCACACCCACACUCUUCAGCAGCACUUGGUGGAACCUCCUGAUUUGAUUCCAAACUACAAUGUCGAUCAUAUGUGGCUUCCCUCUGCUUGAGUGUGUCUACUGUAUCGCUUGUGCUCGAUGGGCUUGGAAGCGAUGCCUUUAUACUGCAGGCCAUGAUAGUGAGACAUGGGGUGUUGCCGCGGCUGAAGAAUUUGAGCCUGUCCCUAGGCUUUGCCGGUAUAUACUGGCAGUCUAUGAAGAUGAUCUCAGAUGCCCUCUUUGGGAACCUCCUGGUGGAUAUGGGAUUAAUCCAGAUUGGUUGAUCUUGAAGAGAACUUAUGAUGAUACUCAUCCCCAAGCCCCACCAUACUUGUUGUAUCUUGAUCAUGAUCAUGCGGAUAUAGUUCUUGCUAUCAGGGGCCUUAACUUGGCCAACCAGAAAGAUUAUGCAGUUUUGUUGGAUAAUAAGUUGGGUCAGAGGAAAUUUGAUGGUGGGUAUGUCCAUAAUGGAUUGUUAAAAGCAGCUGGAGUCGUAUUAGAUGCAGAAUAUGACACUUUGAAAAAUUUGUUGGAACAGUAUCCAAAUUACACCUUGACCUUUACUGGACACUCACUUGGGUCAGGCAUUGCGGCACUGCUGGCAGUGGUGGUGGUGCAAAAUCGACAUAGGUUGGGGAACAUUGACAGAAAGAGGAUUCGGUGUUAUUCAAUUGCACCUGCAAGGUGCAUGUCACUGAAUUUGGCAGUUAGAUAUGCAGAUAUCAUCAAUUCUGUCGUGCUUCAGGAUGAUUUCUUGCCUCGGACAGCCACACCUUUGGAAGACAUUUUCAAAUCAGUUUUCUGUUUGCCAUGCUUGCUUUGCUUAAGAUGCAUAAAAGACACUUUCACGUCAGAGGAGAAAAAGAUCAAAGAUCCAAGGAGGCUUUAUGCGCCUGGUCGUCUCUAUCACAUUGUUGAGAGGAAACCUUUCAGAUGUGGUAGGUUUCCACCAGUUGUAAAGACAGCAGUCCCUGUAGAUGGGAGAUUUGAGCACAUAGUUCUUUCUUGCAAUGCUAUUUCAGAUCAUGCCAUCAUUUGGAUAGAAAGGGAAGCCAAAAGGGCUUUGGAUUUGAUGUUGGAGAAAGAUCCGCUCAUGGAGAUUCCUACAGAGCAAAAGAUGGAGAGACAACAAAGUUUGGCGAAAGAACACGGAGAAGAGCACGCAGCUGCGCUUAAACGGGCCGUUAAAUUGUCGGUGCCUCAUGCCUUUCUACCGUCUCAGUAUGGCACCUUUCAUGAUUCCGAAGGGGCGUUUUACGUCGGUGAAUCGUCCACGAAACAUACGCCGGGAGUUACCUGGGAUGACUUGAUUGAAAGUUUAUUUGAAAAGGAUGAAUCUGGUCACGUUGUCUUCAAAAAACCACAUUCUAUUGUUUGAUUCAUGUGUUUGUUUAUUCAAAAUAAGAGAAUCGUCCUUUUCGUG